CACAGUACACAUUGCCCAUGGUCAUGGCGGUUCCUAGCAUCAUUUCGGCCAAUGCCACUCGUCGCCUUACUCUUCUACCGGAAACAACAACCCGGGCCAUCACAUUCACAGCUUCGUCACGAUCUCGGUUCGCCGCCACGCGAGCUUCGAUUACCACAUCCUCACAGACUCGCGUGAGAUGUUACCGACCCGCGCCCAUUACUGCCGGACAACGACGGGCGAUCUCGACAUCACCUCGAAGACGAUUCGCGACUGUAGACGACCAUCUCGGUCCAAAGUUGCAAGAGCGAGAAGCCGAUGAGGUCGACAUUGUUAUUGUGGGUGGCGGCCCAGCUGGUCUCAGUGCCGCCAUAAAGCUGAAGCAGUUGGCGAAUGAAGCCGGCAAUGAGGACUUUCGGGUAUUGCUGUUGGAGAAGGCGGGAGAGAUCGGUGACCACAUCGUCUCGGGAAAUGUACUGGAACCGUCUGCUCUGGACGAGCUACUUCCAAAUUGGAGAUCAGAGGACAAUGCCGAUCGAUUCGAGAACAUCACAGCUGUGACCAAGGAUAAAAUGCGCUUUCUCACAAAGUCUGGCUCCAUACCACUACCUGCUCCACCGCAAAUGAACAAUCACGGCAACUUCAUCCUCAGUUUGAACGAAUUGACCAAAUGGCUGGGAGAGCGAGCGGAGGAAGUUGGUGUGGAGAUAUACCCUGGUUUUGCUGCUUCAGAAGUGCUGUACACGCAUGAAGGUGCUGUAAAAGGUGUCGCCACCAAUGACCUGGGAAUUGCUCGAGAUGGCAGCGCCAAGGACUCGUUCGAACGCGGUAUGGAGUUUCACGCACGAUGUACACUUCUCGCUGAGGGCUGCCAUGGCAGUCUGACAAAGCAAGUCAUCAAGAAAUACGACCUUCGCCGCGACAGUGCUCCUCAGACAUACGGUCUCGGCAUCAAGGAAGUGUGGGAAAUUGAUCCGGCCAAAUUCCAAAAAGGUCUGGUCGCACACUCCAUGGGCUAUCCUCUCCCUUCGGACACAUAUGGCGGCGGCUGGAUGUACCACUUUGGUGAGAACAUGGUGUCCAUCGGUCUGGUCGUUGGACUCGAUUACCCCAAUCCAUGGCUGGCUCCAUACGGCGAAUUCCAGAAGAUGAAGAUGCAUCCAUUCUACAAGGAAUUCCUCGAGGGCGGCAAAUGCGUCACGUACGCAGCCCGAACUCUCAACGAGGGCGGCUUUCAGUCCAUUCCGAAAUGCGCCUUCCCUGGUGGCGCUCUCAUUGGCGACACAGCAGGAUUCCUAAACGUACCCAAGAUCAAAGGCACACACACUGCUAUGCGAUCAGGUAUGCUCGCUGCCGAAGCAGCUUACUCCGCUCUUGCCGAUAGCACCGACAAGACAGGUGACAUUUUCCUCUUCGACUACGAAGACAAACUCCGCAAGUCUUCAAUCUGGAAAGAGCUGAAAGAAGUGCGUAACAUGCGACCGUCCUUUCACACCGCUCUGGGUCUCUACGGUGGCAUCCUAUACUCCGGACUGGAAGCAUACCUCUUCCGCGGCAAGAUGCCUUGGACUCUGAAACACGGCAAGCAGGAUCACCUCGCCACGAAGACUGCCGACCAAUGCAAAAAGAUCGAGUACCCCAAGCCAGACGGCAAAAUCUCAUUCGAUAUCUUGACGUCCGUCUCUCGCACGGGUACCAACCACGAGGAAGACCAACCCUGCCACUUGCAAGUCAAGGACUGGGACAAGCACACCCAAGAGACGUAUCCCAAGUACCAGGGCGUGGAGAAUCGGUUCUGUCCCGCUGGCGUGUACGAGUACGUCGAGGAUGAGAGCAAGGAUUUGGGUGUGAGGUUCCAGAUCAAUGCGCAGAAUUGUGUGCACUGCAAGACAUGUGACAUUAAGGUCCCACAUCAGGAUAUCAACUGGCAGACGCCGCAGGGUGGAGAGGGGCCAAAGUAUGCUGGGACGUGA
This is a messenger RNA of Zymoseptoria tritici IPO323, 1952 nucleotides long. RefSeq names its product electron-transferring-flavoprotein dehydrogenase. Gene Ontology annotation, biological process: electron transport chain. The coding region runs from base 18 to 1952 and encodes 644 amino acids. The record is from RefSeq and is a predicted model, not a curated record. The transcript has a single exon. Lineage: Eukaryota; Fungi; Ascomycota; Dothideomycetes; Mycosphaerellales; Mycosphaerellaceae. Gene Ontology annotation, cellular component: mitochondrial inner membrane. Gene Ontology annotation, molecular function: electron-transferring-flavoprotein dehydrogenase activity; iron-sulfur cluster binding.